Elaeis guineensis (African oil palm) is the source of this 2094-nucleotide messenger RNA. The record is from RefSeq and is a predicted model, not a curated record. Lineage: Eukaryota; Viridiplantae; Streptophyta; Magnoliopsida; Arecales; Arecaceae.
CUCCGUCUUCAAGCCUUCCCCCCUUCUCCCCCUCCUUUUACUGGUGCAACUGCUAGAGAGAGAGAGAGGGAGAGGGAGAGAGAGAGACGCAAGGGUUGGGUUGAUAGAGAUGGCGGUAAUGGCGGCUUCUAUCUACAAUAUCUAGUGCAAUAAAAGAGAGGGUUUAAACACUAUAGCAGAGGGUAAGAGAGGCGUCCUUUUCUCGCCACUGGUGGUGUUAAAAGAUUGCUCUGAUUCAUGUGGUUUCUUUGUUAGUAGCAACACAGGUCUAGAGGGCCUUCAACUGUUUUCUCUUUGGCACUGAAAGAUAUGGAGGUCAGGAGAAGGAGAGGAGAGAGAUGUGGCUCUUCGAUUUGCUUCAUGUCUUUACCUUCUAUUACCCCACUUUUCCUUCUUUUUUCCGCGUUCAUCGGCGAAGCAAUGGUCGAUGCCUCGGCUUUCAAUUACACAAGCACCAGACGCGUCACGAGUCUUAGGUUGGCAAGGAUUCAAAGUUUCUUAGAGAAGAUCAACAAGCCUGCCGUGAGGUCCAUCGAGAGUCCGGAUGGAGAUAUCAUCGACUGCGUCCACCGGCACAAGCAACAGGCUCUCGAUCAUCCUCUUCUAAGGAACCACAAGAUCCAGAGAGAAGCACCUCAGAGGCCAGCAUUCAGAGGUGGCCGGCAACCGCGAAAUUACAAUGCAAGCGAUGCAGCGAGAAGGGCUUGGCAAACAUGGCACCAUGUUGGGCAUUGCCCGAAGGGCACGGUCCCAAUACGGAGGAGCUCCGUCGAUGACGUAUUGAGAGCCAAAUCUUUGUACCACUAUGGGAAGAAGCAGCAAGGAGUGCCACUUGCUAGAAAGGUCGAUGCACCAGAUGUGGUCAGUGGUAAUGGCCAUGAGCAUGCAAUUGCUUACACUGGGAACUCACAAGAGAUCUAUGGGGCUAAGGCUACAAUCAAUGUCUGGGAUCCAUCCGUCCAAAUGUCCGACGAGUUCAGCCUCUCCCAGAUCUGGGUCCUCUCGGGAUCAUUCGAUGGCUCUGAUCUCAACAGCAUUGAAGCUGGCUGGCAGGUCAGCCCUGAGCUUUAUGGAGACAGCAGCCCCAGGCUGUUCACCUACUGGACGAGUGACGCAUAUCAGGCGACAGGGUGCUACAACCUUCUGUGCUCAGGGUUUGUGCAGACCAACAGCAGGAUAGCCAUUGGAGCAGCUAUAUCACCGGUAUCAUCAUAUGGAGGCGGCCAAUAUGAUAUCACCAUUCUCAUAUGGAAGGAUCCAAAGCUUGGAAAUUGGUGGAUGAGCUUCGGAGACAACAUGCUGGUCGGCUACUGGCCGGCCGAGCUCUUCACACACCUCUCGGACCAUGCCACGAUGGUGGAAUGGGGAGGGGAGGUGGUGAACAUGAGACCUAAUGGGGAGCACACCUCGACCCAAAUGGGCUCGGGCCACUUUGCGGAGGAGGGGUUUGGAAGGGCCAGCUAUUUCCGCAACCUGGAGAUCGUGGACACGGACAACAGCCUUAGCUCCGCCCAGUCCAUCUCCACGCUCGCCGAGAACACCAACUGCUAUGACAUCAAGAGCUUCUCCAACACCGAUUGGGGAAAUCACUUCUACUAUGGUGGCCCUGGCGGCAACUCCCAAUGCCAUUGAGUUCCUCCUUUCCACUUCCCAUUCUUUCCAUGCCUGAGGCUUCUCUUUGCCUUAUCACACGCCUAAUAUAGUGUAUUAAUAUCAAAAUUCAAAGUUCUCAUCGUUCUCGAUCCAUGAAAAAUGUCUCUAAGGGUCAUUUUGUGCUUAUCCUUGUUUUCGUUGCUGCUAAUGUUUUCAUACAUGAUAUUGAUAUAUAUAUAUAUAUAUAUAUUUCUGCAAAAUAAUAUUCUUUAAUCAUUCUAGUCUUUUUGUAUAUUUUUGGGGAUUUAAUUCAAAUUUGUAAGAAAUAUGUUUGCCAGAUCAUCAAAUGCUUGUAAGUAUUAUGGCCCUCCUCAUCUUUCUUCGCCGCAUAAUUAAGAUCGGACUAACCCAAGCACACUGCAAAUAGAAGUCAUCCUUUAGAGGGAUAUAUCACCAUGGCAAAUUAACUGCAAGGAGCAUCACAGACCACUUUAGGACCAU